Anopheles arabiensis is the source of this 1419-nucleotide messenger RNA. RefSeq lists its product as uncharacterized. Lineage: Eukaryota; Metazoa; Arthropoda; Insecta; Diptera; Culicidae. The record is from RefSeq and is a predicted model, not a curated record. The transcript is spliced from 3 exons. The coding region runs from base 1 to 1419 and encodes 472 amino acids.
AUGGUCAAUUACCGUUAUCUUGCUGAGCUGCAGCUGCUUCACCACUUCUGCCACGCUGACAUUGAUACUCCACAGGUACAGCAACAGGACCUCCUGCAUCAGUACACUGACGACGUGUUCCGGCCACGGUGGUUUGCCUACCAUGCGAAGUCCUUUGUAGACGAGGCCACCCAAGAUGCGGUGCAUGUCGCCACGUGUGUUAUUUCAUUGACCCACGACUGUGUAUUAACGUUUUUAAUCCGGGUUAACGGUGGUGUGAUCAAAACCGCGCAUAAUUUCGCGAUGGCGGCUAUCUGUUUCGCGUGUGCUGUGCCACUGGAUGCUGCCGACUGUAUCGUCGGCUGUGCGUACUGUGAGGCUACUUUUCACCGCGGUUGUUGCAGGCUGCCUUCCGAGCUGAUUGAUGCGGUCCUGACUCACAUCGAUCUGCACUGGAGCUGCACUGGGUGCACCAAUAUCCUGAAAAAUCCGCGCUGCCGAUCAGUCAAAGAGAUCGGGGCUCAGGUCGGUUUUCAAGCUGCUCUCACCUCAACUGUUGCGGCUGUGGGGAAGCUUAUUGAACCGAUUAUCGCCGAGGUACGCAGUGGAUUUACUCUACUGCCAAAUGCACCCAUACCUCAGCUUUGCAAUACCGAUCCUCGGCCCGUUGCGGGUAGAAAGCGGCGGCGUAUCAUCGAGGAUUCUAUGUACCCUGAUGUCAACAAAAACGUAAACAUUCGUCAAAAUAACAUGUUUGCAGCGUCAUCGCCAAGCGCGUACACUAACACUACAGUCGGCAUCUCACCCCCGUCUACGCUACCGGAAGAACUCAUGGGAACCGAUUCGCUAUCGUCACCGCUUCGAGCAGCGUUUCCCCAGCCGGCCACAGACAGAAUAUGGAUCCGACUAUCUCGCUUGUCCACUGCCGUCACCGUGGAGCAAGUGGUCGCUUCUGUGAAACGCCGUUUAGCCACCGAUGACGUCCUAGCAUACUGCUUGCUGAGGAAGGGAGUCAGUGUUGAUAGCGUAAACUGGCUUUCUUUCAAAGUGAGAGUACCGGCCGCCCUUCGUGACGCAGCACUCGCCCCAUCGUCCUGGCCUGUCGGUAUUGGUGUACGUGAAUUUGUACAGUCCCGUCAACGAGAGCAUGGACACUCAUCGUCACCAAUCACCAUCAAACACCGUUCUCUCACACGCACACCUGUUGUCAUCGAUCGCCGAUCGAUGCCUCGCACACCAACAUCCACUGUCUAUCACGCACCGGCACACGCAUCAACUUCACAGGCUCAAACACUAACAUCACCACAAUUGGGAGAACACACGCUGAACGACACCACUCAUGGUCCUAACUCAACACUCAUUGACGGCCCGCUUUUAAUUCGCCGCACUUCCAACACCAACUUACAACAGACCACACUUGACCGUUUCUUUCACGAAUAG